Molecule: messenger RNA, 1806 nt
Organism: Rhagoletis zephyria (snowberry fruit fly)
Lineage: Eukaryota; Metazoa; Arthropoda; Insecta; Diptera; Tephritidae
Molecular function (GO): protein dimerization activity
Source: RefSeq, a predicted model, not a curated record
ACGCUUGUUUAGAUCAGGCGCUCCAACAACAGAUUACAGAAAAGGUCGCAUAUUGGCACGAGGUACUAAAGCACCAUAAAAUUCAUAUCAGAACGUGGUUUAGCUUUUCGUGGUUCGGAUGAAAUUUUUGCUCACCUAAUAAUGGAAAUUUCCUUGGGAUAUAGGAAUUAAUAGCUCAGUAUGACCCAUUUCUGGCUGGGCACAUUAAAGAAUAUGGAAAUAAAGGACGAGGGCACGUGAACUAUCUGUCCUCUACAAUAUGCGAGGAAAUUAUAACUUUGAUGGGCGAACGAGUACAAGCUGAAAUGAUAAGUAGAAUCAGAAAAGCCAAAUACUAUUCUGUCUCUGUUGAUUCAUCGCCUGAUGAAGCGCAUAUUGAUCAAUUGACUGUGACUAUGAGAUACAUGGAAAGCUUAGAACCAGUUGAAAGAUUUUUGUCUUUUAUUCCAAAUUCUGGUCAUACAGGGGAAGAAAUGGCGGAUGCCUUGCUUCAGUUUUUAGAAAAACAUAGCAUCGACAUUCAAGACUGCCGUGGUCAGUCGUACGAUACUGCACCUAACAUGAGCGGCAAGUACAAAGGAAUGCAGGCGAGAAUUUGGAACAUUAAUAAAUAUGCAGAUUACAUUCCGUGCAUGGGACACUCUUCGAAUAUAGCAGGCAAUGCAGCAGUCAACGCAUGCACUCACGCAGUCCUUUUUUUUCAACUUUUUAGAAGAGCUUUUUGUUUUUUUUACAAGUUCAACGGCACGAUAUGAAAUAUUAAGUGCCAACUUAUCAUCGAUUAAAGGAUCUAAUAGUGUCAAACGAUUAAGUGACACUCGCUGGUCAUCUCGUGCCGAUGCUACAAAAUCUGUCAAAGUUGGAUUUGUUCCCAUCAGAAAUGCAUUAUGUUCAAUUCGAGAUGACAGUGAACAGAAAGACGUAGUGAGAAGUCAGGCUCGGGGACUAGCAAAGACAAUGGAAUCCCUCGAAACAGCUAUAUACGUUAUUUUUUGGCAUGACAUUCUUGAAAGGUUCCAUUUAACCAUCAAAUCUCUUCAGAAUCCUGCAAUCACCCUGCGGACUGCUGUUAACAGUCUCGUAUCUUUGCAGUCAUUUGUGAAAUCCAAAAGAGAUGCGUUUGAUACGUACGAAGAAGCUGCGAAAGAUUUGUCCGAAGUCAGCGACUAUGAAAAUGUCCGAGUGAGAUCAGCAAAUGUUCGCUUGCAACCCCUUGGCUCUCAGGUGUCGGCAGUACAACUUUCAGCAAGGGACAAAUUUCGCACCGAAGCUUUUCUCCCAGUUAUUGAUAAAUUGACAAGUGCACUUGAAGACAAAAUUUCAUGCUACAAGCUGGUCUUUGAGCGAUUCAAUUUUAUUGGUGAGCUAAUGCUCAUGGAAUCAGAAGACAUCAAUUUGCAUGCUAAAAAGCUUGUGGAAACAUACCCAAAUGAUCUUGAAUCAUCUUUAGGGAACGAGCUCAUACAACUUCGAGAUUUCGCGUAUCUUCACGAAAAAAGAGAGAACGAAUCAACUGAGCUGUUUUUGUACCGCAUCAUCAAAGAAAACAAUCUUCAGUCUACAUUUGUUAAUUCAGAAAUUAUUCUACGUUUAUAUCUGUCUAUGAUGGUAACAAAUUGCACGAGUGAAAGAUCUUUCUCCAAGAUGAAAUUGAUCAAAAGUCGACUUCGAACAUGUAUGGGUGAAACCCGACUUGUGCAUUUGGUUCUCUUGAGCUCCGAAAGAAAUAUACUGUGCGAACUAAGUUUCGAUGAUAUCAUUGCUGUAUUUGCAGCAAAAAAAUCACGGAAAGAGUCGUUUCAGUAA